This is a messenger RNA of Aspergillus pseudotamarii, 690 nucleotides long. RefSeq lists its product as uncharacterized. Bases 1 to 690 code for a protein of 229 amino acids. The transcript has 5 exons. The record is from RefSeq and is a predicted model, not a curated record. Lineage: Eukaryota; Fungi; Ascomycota; Eurotiomycetes; Eurotiales; Aspergillaceae.
AUGAAGCGAGAGUGUCUACGACAAGGUACAACAGAAACGGUACUCUUGACCACGGUGAAGUAUCUAACGGUUAUUUCAGGGAAGGUUGUCUCAUGUGUCGAUCCAGAUACCUUGAACCGUGCUUGGUAUAAGAGCCGGAGUUGGUCUCUGGGCGAUAGAAUUCGGCCGCUGCCAAAAGUCCGAUUCAUUGUCGAUAGCUUUCUCAGUCCACUCUGGUACCAGACCUACACGCAAGUGGAUUUUAUCCAUAUAGGGGAGCUUUACGGUGAUAUCAAGAUCUUGAGACGGCUUUUGUCAGGAGCAUACCAUGUUCAGUUUGACGAUCCGAACGGGGAUACAGCUCUCCACCGGUUGUAUCGAGAUAUGAGUAGCGCGUAUAAGAAGUCGGGUCGCUGCCUGGAACUUCCAUCCAAAUACGCAUCUGAGGUGAAACGCCAUGGAUUUGUCCACGUGGCAGAAAGGGCUUACGUCCUGCCUUUGACUACUAAGGGCGAUGAUGAGCUAUUGAACAAUAUCAUUACAAACUGGGCGGACGGAUUCGAGGCAUACAGUCUAGAGCUGAUGAGAACAGAGCUGGGAAAGCGAUACCUGGAUAUCCUCUCUGGUUGUGCGUUUGCCCGCCAAUCACUACGAGAAGGUGUGGAUGGAUAUCUAGCAAUUCAGAUUGCAGCCGAGCACUUGUCCUCUUGA